GAUGAUACUGUGGCAAGUGCGGGUUCUUCAACUACGGGCACCGUCGCGUCUGCCGCCAAAGUGGAUGUGAUGGAUGCAACCCAGUUCAAGCAGUUCGGCCUGAUCAGAGUUACUGGCCACAGUACUCGGUGCCAGGCGGUGUGUGGUAUCAAGGGCCUCCAGCGCUUCGACAGAGUGAUGGAGGCAAAGGAGGAGCGCGAGAUGUGGAUGGCCAUGUCGGAGGAGCAGUUCGCCGUUCUGGGUCAAAGCUUGUCGCAGUCGCACAGAGAUCAGCUCGCCCACGCUCGUGCCAUGGCCAACUUCGGGCUGCAGGGCGCGCAGGCGGAGGCGCAGCAGGCAAAUCUACAGAUUGGGAAGUUCUCGCAGCAGGUGCUGCACCAGAAGCAGAGGCUCGCGAAUCUGGAGGAGCAGGCGCAGCAGGCGAUCAUGGCGGCGGUCGAGGCCAAGCAGCAGUUGCAGGAGACGGAGAAGCAGCUGCGCGAGGCCAAGCGGCGCGCGGCGGAGCACCUGGGGCCCCAGGGGCUGGCGCAGCAGGUCGCGACCGACGCGGUCGAGACGCCGAUCAAGGAGGCGCUGGGCAAGUUCGAGCAGGCGGUGCCGUCGAAGAUUGCCCCGCAGCUGCAGGGCGCG
Molecule: messenger RNA, 630 nt
Organism: Prorocentrum cordatum
Lineage: Eukaryota; Dinophyceae; Prorocentrales; Prorocentraceae
Source: the annotation of a GenBank genome assembly